Molecule: messenger RNA, 348 nt
Organism: Dentiscutata heterogama
Lineage: Eukaryota; Fungi; Glomeromycota; Glomeromycetes; Diversisporales; Gigasporaceae
Source: the annotation of a GenBank genome assembly
AUGAAUGCAAAAAGCUAUACUUUAGAAAAUUCUCAAGUUCAAAAUGCGAUCAAAUCUUCUGUAGCUCAACUUCAAAAUGCAGUGUCAGCAAUUGGAAACAAAGAACAUAAAGAAUUAAUUAAAAUUAAAGCUCUUUCCGAAGAAAAAUUUAAUUAUUUAAAUUCAGAAAUAAAUACACUUAUCGUUAAUCUAAAACAAGCUCUUCAAUCCGCAGCAACAUCGCAUAUUAAAAAAAAAUUGGAAUAUGAGAAAGAAAUAAAAAUUCUAGAAAUACUAGUUGAAAAUCUAAAAAAUGAUUACUACAAAAGAUUUAAAAAAAACUUAGAAGAGAUAGAAAAUGAAAAUGAA